CUCACCACACAGCACCUGUAGUUCACGAACAUCACUGUAUUGUUUGAUUUUGUUCAUGAUGUGGUUUAGUCGGAUAGCGAUCAGGAGACUGCAGAGGAUUGGCGUUGAAAUUGCUCCGUGCACCGCUGCCGGAUUUCAGCGCGCGAUGUCCACGUUACCGAGAGUUUAUGUGACGCGUCAAAUUCCGCCGGACGGCUUGGACAUCCUCCGAAAAUCUGGACAGGUGCAGUUUGAGAUGUGGGACUCUGAUGACCCUGUGCCCCGAAAGGAGCUGCUGAAAAAGGUCAAAGGUUGCGAUGGGAUACUGUGUGUACUCACAGAGAAGAUCGAUGCAGAACUACUGGACGCCGCCGGUCCAAAUUUGAAAGUUCUCAGCACUAUGUCAGUGGGUUUCGAUCAUCUUUCUUUGGGUGAGCUCAAGAAAAGGCAAAUCCGUGUGGGAUAUACUCCAGAUGUCCUGACUGAUGCUGUGGCUGAACUGACUGUUGCCCUGCUACUUACCACAUCACGAAGACUCAUCGAAGCCACCCAUGAGGCUAAAACGGGUGGCUGGGGUACAUGGAGAACUAUGUGGCUGUGUGGCUAUGAACUAGCAAACAGCACAGUUGGCAUCCUGGGACUUGGGAGGAUUGGUGUGGCCAUCGCAGAGCGCCUGAAGCCAUUUAAAGUAAAGAAGUUCAUUUACACAGAUGUGGUACCAAGACCUGAACUCGCAGAUAUGAUACAAGCAGAAUAUGUCUCCUUAGAUGAGUUGGCGAAACAGUCAGAUUUCCUGGCAGUGUGCUGUGCUUUGACUCCAGAGACUCAGGAGAUCUGUAAUAAGAAUCUAUUCGGUAAGAUGAAGAAAAACGCCAUCUUCAUCAACACAAGCAGAGGUGGUGUGGUUAAUCAGGAAGAUUUGUAUAAAGCACUGUCCACCGGUCAGAUCGCUGGAGCUGGGCUGGAUGUCACCACACCUGAACCACUGCCAACAAACCAUCCUCUUUUCACACUCAAAAACUGCGUGAUUCUUCCCCACAUUGCCAGCGCUUCCUACACCACCCGGAACGCCAUGUCUGCGCUUGCUGCCAACAACCUGCUAGCUGGCCUCAGAGGAGAACCUAUGCCUAAAGAACUUAAGCUUUAGAGCAAAACACAAAUAAAACAGUUAAAGGGACAAUUCACCUUAAAAUCCUAAAAAUUAAAAUUCAAUUAAUGGUUUACUCACCCACACUUUGUUUCCAAACUCUUUAUGUGGACCAGAUUAAAGUUACUCACUAAGGGGUGCUUUUCCGGACAGGACUUGAGUCAAGUCCCAGACUAAAAUAUGCAUGUUUAAGCGGUCUUAACUGAAAACAGCUUGCACUGACAUCAUUUUGUCUCAUGAUGCACACUAGUAAUGUUUUUUUGUCUGUUAUGUUUGAUAAAACGACUUUAUUUACAUAGUAAAACCAAGGCCUAGCCCUGGCUUAAUCUAAACCCUGUCUGGGAAACUGACCCUAAAAAUAUUAAGCACCACUAAAGUUUUCAAGUGCAUUUCACACAUUUACUUGCACAUCAUGUUCCGUCACAAAAUAUUUUUAUUUUUAGGUGAACUAUUACUUUACAAGAUUAACAAUGCUGAGCCCAUGUUUGUGAGUACACAGACAAGGUCCACAGUCUGAGAUCAAUGAUCUACAAAGAGCAAACUCAACGAAGUCCAGCCGUCCCGGAGGUCACCCAAAAGUGAAAAUUCAAAUUGUUCCAAACCUGUAUAAAUUUCUUUGUUCUGCCAAAAAAAGUUAGAUAUUUUGAGCAAUGUUUGUAACCAAUUAGUUUUAAAGCACCAUUGACUUCCAUAGUAUUUUUCCUUUCUACUAUAGAAGUCAAUGGUGCUCCUGCUUCCUACUUAAUUAUAAAUAUCUUGCUUUGUGGUAAUCAGAACAAAGACAGGUUUGCAACAACAUGAGGGUUAAUAAUGAAUUUUAAUUUUUAGGUGAACUAUCCCUUUUACAAGACUUGCAGUUUAUUAUUAUACCUGUGUGCCUUUGGUAUUUUUGUUUUAAGACAUUAAAAUAUUUUUUCCCAUUUCUAAUCAAACAAAUGAAUAAAUGUUAUUAAUAAAACAAGGUCUAACAUCUCA
This is a messenger RNA of Paramisgurnus dabryanus, 2101 nucleotides long. The record is from RefSeq and is a predicted model, not a curated record. Lineage: Eukaryota; Metazoa; Chordata; Actinopteri; Cypriniformes; Cobitidae.